This is a messenger RNA of Vespa velutina, 5632 nucleotides long. RefSeq names its product lysine-specific demethylase 4A-like. The record is from RefSeq and is a predicted model, not a curated record. Gene Ontology annotation, cellular component: nucleus. Gene Ontology annotation, molecular function: histone H3K9 demethylase activity; histone H3K36 demethylase activity. Gene Ontology annotation, biological process: chromatin remodeling. Lineage: Eukaryota; Metazoa; Arthropoda; Insecta; Hymenoptera; Vespidae.
UAAAAAUUGAAGAACAAUGGUCAACAACGCAUCGCGGGGUGUACCCCGUAUUCAAGUUUUUAGACCCACUUAUGAGGAAUUCAAAGAUUUUACAAAGUAAGAGUAUAUGGAAAGCAAAGGAGCUCAUAAAGCUGGAUUGGCUAAAGUUAUCCCACCUCCUGAAUGGAUACCAAGAAAAAGUGGUUAUGACUUGAAUACCUUAGAUCUUACGAUUCCUGCACCUAUAUGCCAAGUUGUCACUGGAAAGCAAGGUCUUUAUCAACAAAUUAAUAUCCAAAAAAAGUCAAUGACGGUCAAAGAAUAUAGCAAGUUAGCUAACUCUGAUCGUUAUAAUACACCUCGACAUUUUGACUAUGAAGAUUUAGAGAGGAAAUAUUGGAAAAAUAUAACAUACGUAGCUCCCAUAUAUGGGGCAGAUGUAUCUGGUUCGUUAACUGAUCCAGAUGUAAAAGAAUGGAAUAUCAAUCAUUUAGGGACGAUAUUGGAUUAUGUAAAUAAAGAUUAUGGUAUAUCUAUAGAUGGCGUUAAUACGGCAUAUCUAUACUUUGGAAUGUGGAAAACUACAUUCGCAUGGCAUACGGAAGAUAUGGAUCUUUAUUCGAUUAAUUACCUGCAUUUUGGUGCACCAAAAACUUGGUACGCUAUACCACCGGAGCAUGGCCGCAGACUAGAGAGAUUAGCCAGUGGUUUUUUUCCAUCUAGUUAUCAAAGCUGUCAAGCCUUUUUACGUCAUAAAAUGUCAUUAAUAUCUCCACAAAUAUUAAGACAAUAUUCUAUUCCUUGUAAUAAGAUAACACAAGAAGCAGGCGAAAUAAUGAUAACAUUUCCUUAUGGAUAUCAUGCUGGUUUUAACCAUGGUUUUAAUUGUGCAGAAUCAACAAACUUUGCUGCACCCAGAUGGGUAGAAUAUGGCAAACGAGCUACUCAAUGCACAUGCAGUAAAGAUAUGGUUAAAAUAUCAAUGGAUACAUUUGUCAAGCGCUUUCAACCGGAAAGAUACGAAUUGUGGCUUCGCGGUGAAGACAUUGGUCCUCACCCAGAGGAUCCUAGACAAACGGCAGCGCCCAUGCCCUCUCAGAUGGAUUUAUUGUGUAGUAACAGCAGUAAUGGACAGUUACCACAAAGUUAUUUAAAUGCUGCUCCUAAAAAUAAAAGACAUACCAUUCAUAAGAAGAAAAAUAUAAUUGGCACCAAUCCUGACGUUGAUAUGGCCGAGUUAGUUAAUCGUUCAGACAUCCCGGCGGAUUUAAAGAAAGCUUUACAAGAUCUCGAAUUUGAGGAUGGUGACGAUCAACCAGACGAACAACAAUUGGAAGUAUUGGAAGACAUUUGGCUUAAGGCAGGUGAAAUGGAUGUCAAUGAAGCAACUGUCUAUGAUGAUGGGUAUAAUCGUAAAAAAGGUAGAAAAAGAAAGAAGAAGCAAAGUGGUAACGAAAAAGAGAAAAAGGAUCAGAAGACAAAGAAAAAUUCUGGCAAAUUGAUUAGUCCAAAAACCACAGACGAUGUGCUUUUGAUUAGAUCAGAAUCAGAAUUGAUUUCUACAGGUUCUAAUCAAGAAUCAAUUGAUCAACAAAAUUUAUUAAAUCAAGACAAUUUGCUUCAAACCAAUAUUAAUGUCGCAUCAGAAAGUAAUAGUAAUACAUUAAUCUCUCAAUUGUCAAGUGAUGGAUCUAAUUUGCUGGAAACUACUAAUAAAUCGUCCCCUAAGAAAAGGAAAAAACAUUCUAAGACUCCAGAACAUAAGAUAAAACAGAAAAAUACUUCUAAAAGUAAGCGUAAACAUACAAACAUACCUUUGUUUGUUCCUAAUGAGCCGUUAGAUGUUUCUGAUGCUGAUGUACAACGCAAGCUAAUAGCAAUGCCAAGUCUUAGCCCUCAUAAAGCAUCUACUAUGAAAGAUAUUUCUAAUAAUCAAAGGAAAAUUAACCUAUUACCAGGCAAUAUUAUUUCUGUUGGGAAUGAAUUUAGUAUGACCACAAUGAAGGAUAAAACAGUAGUAAAUAUUACCAAUAGUGGACAGAUAAUACAUUCUUCUUAUGAAGAUGAAAAGCAAAUUGAUAGUCCUAUAAAUGUUGAUAUGCAAGAGAAACAAUGCUCUCUCAUAAAGAAUACCAAAAAGGCAAAUACAAAGCUUAUUUAUAAAUCAACAUUCCCUAAUAUAAACAUAUUAAAAAAUAUUGCUGUACAAAAUAAACAAAAUGAUGAAAGUGCAGGUAUAAAGCUUUUAAAUGAGGAUUCAAAAUUAUAUACUCAAGAUACCAAGAUGAUCAGUGGUACGUCUUACAAAAGUGUUGGAAUGGUUCAAACAGAAAGAUGUAUUACAAAUUACACAAGGAAGGAUAUAAUAAAGGCACCUAGACUGAUGCAUUUAGAUCUGUCCAAUACCAAAGUAAUAUCAAAAGUAGAAAUCGAUGAUACUGUUAAAGUCGAGAAAGGGCUCCAUGUUGCUCCUAAUUUGGUAAUGUUAUCCAAAGAUGAUGUUCAAGAUACAAAGCAAGAUACGAAGCGCAUUAUGUUUUUGCCAAAUACAUCAUUUAACACUGACCCACCAAUAUUACAAAGUGAAGUUAUAGACAAAGAGACCGUAAUACAAAAUCCUUCAUCGACAUUUACUAUUCAAACUCAAGGUAAUGCAGCAAAUACAAAAGGAGGAGGUGGCAUAUUGAAUACUUGUACAAAUAUUCAAAUAGGUCCCGCAACAACUGCAACCUUCACAACUAAGCUAAAAAAAUUAUCAGACUCAAAUACAGUCUUACUAGCUGCACCUCCUCCUAAUCCAUUGACCUCACAAUGCUCGAAGAUUACUCUAAGUUCUCCGAUUCAAUUGAGCACAAUGGAACCAAGUAAAUCCACCUUACAUAGUAAUGAUAAUUCAUCAACAAAUUUUGCACCUUUAACGAGAAUUUUACCAUCGUCGGAACAAAUGGUAUCAAAAAAUUCUUUAAUCAUCCGAAAAAUUGAUAAAGAUCAAGAAACAUGCAGAAAAUCAAUAAAACGUACAAGUGCAAAGUCAUUGCUUAAUUGUACAGCAAAAAAGAUUGACGUAUCACCUGAUUUAGAUACAAAACAAGCUAGUACAAGUGUAUUGGUUGAAAAGGUCGAAGGUAAUACGCCAUAUAGUUUAAAUUAUCAUUUUAACAAUUUACAAAAUCAGCAGAGAGCUAUUAUGACACCUUUGAUAAAGCAAGAGGACAAAUACUUUAAUGUGUCUAAAUCUCAACGGCAAAGUAUAGAAACAAAUUCUAACAAUAAAUACUUGAAAAUGCCAGAAUUAAAACCAAUUAAAUCACCCGUAGCCAGAAGGAAAUCCAAAGAGAAGCUUAAAAAAGCUACAACAAGGAAAAAACAUCUUCUCCAAUCGACAAUUAUAUCGGAAGAAAAAAGUUCUUCCAGUUCGCAUCCGGCUUUAACUAUACCUGGCCAUAUUUCUGAUAUGUUAAAUCCAAAUAUUCCGAGCAAUGACUUAAUGAAAGCUUUCAAUGAUUAUUGGAGUGCUCAAAUUUCACAUUGUGCAAUUUGUGCAACUUUUGCUUCCACUCGUUGUGGAAAUAGUCAGUUAAUGCCACCUGAUUGGAAAUAUUGUAAACCCACUAUUCUACCUGAAAGUUCUCCAAUAUGGGUAUCAGCAACACUUUUUGCUGUAAAUUCAAAGGAACAAGCUAUUGAAUCGGAAAAUGACAAACUAUUGAGAUGUCGUGAAUGUCACGUAACAGUUCAUGCCUCCUGUUAUGGAAUUACUAUCUUACCCACUGAUGCAUCAAAUUGGGCAUGCGAUAAAUGUAAGGCUGGUAAAACUGACGUGAUGUGCUGUUUAUGCCCUAUGCGUGGAGGUGCUGUAAAACGUACGAGCGAUGGUGGUUGGGCACACAUUUUGUGUGCUCUGAUAUUACCAGGUGUAACUUUUAAAGAUGCUAUCAACAAAGAUCCUAUUAAUGUAUUAACAAUUAGAACAGAUAUUUUAAAACAACAAUGUUGUUAUUGCGGGCACAGCGAUGGCGCUUGCCUCAGUUGUUCCCAAUGUAAUAAUUUGUUUCACCCUUCGUGUGGACUUGUGGCAGGUGCUACUUUUGUAAUACCAGUAUACAAUAGUCAAGAAUUGCAGGUCACUUGCCAUGGUCAUGACGAAGGUAAGGAAAAAAUUCUUGUCAUUCGUCAGGGCGAAACAGUAUGGGCAAAACAUCGGAAUUCAAGAUAUUAUAAAGCAAAAGUAGAGUCUAUAAAAGAUACACUUUUCUAUAUGGUCACUUUCAGUGACAACAGUUUUAGCGAUGAUUUAUAUCCUUUGGAUAUAAUUAAUUAUGAUCCUGGAAAACCGCCUCAAAUUGGUGCGGCUGUUACUGUUAAUUGGACAGACGGUGAAGUGUACGACGGUACUUUUGAGGGCACUAAUCAUCAAAUUAUGUAUACCGUAAUUUUUGAAGAUGGUUCUCAACUUGCCUUAAAACGUAAUGAUAUAUAUAGUUUACAAGAAGAUAUGCCAAAAAGGGUACGCUCACGUUUGUCCGUUGCCACAGAAAUGAAGCACAGGUAUCAUCUUUACGGCAUAGAGGAUGAGUCAAACGCGCAAAGGCACGCGAAACAAGUGAAAAAUUGUGAUUAAGGCACCAAUGUGUAUACUACCAUAAUGUAAAUAACCGAUAGAUACAAUAAUGUUUCAUCUCGUUUCUGUAAAUAUUAAAUUAAAAUAGUAUCUGUAUGAUUCAGGAUCCGUUCCAGAUCCCGGGGCAAUCUCAUAAUUGUCAUAUAAUCUGAUUAUAGGGAAAUUAUCUUCAUUAUUUAAGAAAAAUUAUAAGAACACAAUUUUAUACCGAAAAAAGGGAAAAGUUGAUACAAAAUUUAUAUUAAAGUUUACAAUAAAAUGCGAUCUCUCACUAAGGUGCAUGUUACGAUGGCAAUGAUGAAUAUUUAGAUUUUCCUUUUUAAUAUUCGUAUUUUAUACUUUGACAAAUUAUUAGAAUUGAUUUAAGAAUUGUUUGUGAAAGUGAGAAAGAAAGCCCCAAGAGUUUAUGGAUGAUCGGUGUGUGGAAGCGUGUGCACUUGUGUAUAUCUCUAUCUGUAUAUGUAUGCGUGAGAACUCUUAAAAUGGCUAAAAAAAAUUGAAUAUCGCGAACUAGUAGUAGACACAAUAUUGUAAAAUAUGCACUAACAUGUUCACGCUCGUUCGUUCGGUUAAAUUUCUUUCAAAAUUUAAACGAAACUUUGUUCUCGAUCAAUUUUUCUUUACAGUUUUCAUACACACUCACUCAUACAGAGGGAGAGAUAAGGUACUUUACAAAUAUAUAUAUACGAUUAUAUAUAUAAUAUAUAUAUAUAUACGAUAUAUAUAUAUAUAUAUACACGAUUGGUUUCCUCCUCUUAGAAGCCUUGAGAAAAGUCUUUUGGAUGUUAAAAUAUAUAUCUUGUCAUUAUAUUAUUUUAUUAUAUCCCGAAGAAAUGUAUUAGACAUUUCUUUUCUUAUAUCUUUUCUCAUUUUUUCCAUUUUUUAUCUAAAUAUUUGACGUUUUAUGCGAGUAUUGUUAGAAGAUAUCUACUUUAAUCCUUUUCAAUUAGAAUUUGUAUUAGUUCAAAUUACUUUUAGUCAAAACAUUUAUUUAAAAAUUUGUUUGUUUCUUACCUGUUUUUUCUUUCUUUU